UUUACAAAUGUUCGUGAACUUGAAGAUUGCAUGAUUACCGUAUGACAAAUGUAUGUAUUCCCUUCCACAGAGUAUUUAAUGCUUUCCUACUAUCCACACAAUCAUUAUUACCACUAUUUUAUUUUUUAUGUUGUCUUUUGAGAGACAUAGCUAAAGCUAGUUUUGAUCGUGACUUCACUUCCAAUGCAUGGUUAUGGGCUGAAAAAUUCAUUGACAUCCACGGAUUGUUGAUUAAACAUGAGGUUGAGCAUAUCUCAACCCUUGAUUCAUUGAGAGGAACUUGUAAGUUAUCGUUGUUGCGAUGUAUUGUUAAAGCUUGUGAACAUAACGGAUUGGGUGACAUGAAAAUAACAAUUCGGGAUCCAACAGGGACUGUAAAAGCAAGUGUUCACCACAAGGCCAUUGAUCAUCCUGAAAUAGGCAUACACUUAAAAGUUGGAAGUGUGAUAAUCCUACAAGAUGUUUCAAUUUUUUCACCAAUACGUGAAACAUACUAUCUUAACAUAACUCUGAGGAAUAUUGUCAAGGUUUUUGGAAGUGAUAUUGGGGGCCCAACUGAUGACCUAGUACGUCUAUCAAUACCAACAAGCCUCCAACACGCUCCGUUGAUGACAUUCUAUCGAAAUUGAUUCCACCUCUUCACAAACCUCAAGGCACUGGAUGAAAGAAGAACAAUAUAAAUGGCCUAUGUUAAAACUUUCAUAAUUUCCUUGCCUGUAUUUCAGAUUUAUCGUUGUUGUUUGUUGUCGAAUAUUGUGCGUGGUCACAUGGAUGUGUUAUUUAGAAAAAUUUGUGAACUACUUAACUUAUGUUGAUCAAUUUGUUGUUGCAUUAAGUGCUUA
This is a messenger RNA of Vigna angularis (adzuki bean), 842 nucleotides long. RefSeq lists its product as uncharacterized. The record is from RefSeq and is a predicted model, not a curated record. Lineage: Eukaryota; Viridiplantae; Streptophyta; Magnoliopsida; Fabales; Fabaceae. Gene Ontology annotation, biological process: recombinational repair. The transcript has 5 exons. The coding region runs from base 42 to 629 and encodes 195 amino acids.